AUGCCGGAACCCGGACCGGACGCUCCCGGCACCGCCAGCGCACAGCCCCCUCCGCCGCCGCCCCCACCACCCGCUCCCAAGGAGUCCCCGUUCUCCAUCAAGAACCUGCUCAACGGAGACCACCACCGGCCGCCCCCUAAGCCGCAGCCGCCCCCACGGACGCUCUUCGCGCCGGCCUCGGCUGCCGCCGCCGCCGCGGCCGCUGCAGCCGCCGCGGCGGCCAAGGGGGCCCUGGAGGGAGCCGCGGGCUUCGCGCUCUCGCAGGUGGGCGACCUGGCUUUCCCCCGCUUUGAGAUCCCGGCGCAGAGGUUUGCCCUGCCCGCGCACUACCUGGAGCGCUCCCCAGCCUGGUGGUACCCCUACACCCUGACCCCCGCCGGCGGCCACCUCCCGCGACCUGAAGCCUCGGAGAAGGCCCUCCUGCGAGACUCCUCCCCCGCCUCGGGCACGGACCGCGACUCUCCGGAGCCACUGCUCAAGACUGACCCCGACCCCAAGGAGCUGGACUCCAAGAGCCCGGACGAGAUCAUUCUGGAGGAGAGCGACUCCGAGGAAAGCAAGAAGGAAGGCGAAGCGGCGCCAGGCGCAGCCGGGGCAGCCGCAGGGGCGGCGGCGGCGGCGGCGGCGACUCCGGGCGCAGAGGACUGGAAGAAGGGCGCGGAGAGUCCGGAGAAGAAGCCGGCGUGCCGCAAGAAGAAGACGCGCACCGUCUUCUCGCGCAGCCAGGUCUUCCAGCUGGAGUCCACCUUCGACAUGAAGCGCUACCUGAGCAGCUCGGAGCGCGCCGGCCUGGCCGCGUCGCUGCACCUCACUGAGACGCAGGUCAAGAUCUGGUUCCAGAACCGCCGCAACAAGUGGAAGCGGCAGCUGGCGGCGGAGCUGGAGGCAGCAAACCUGAGCCACGCCGCGGCGCAGCGCAUCGUGCGGGUGCCCAUCCUCUACCACGAGAACUCGGCGGCCGAGGGCGCGGCGGCUGCAGCCGCGGGAGCCCCGGUGCCUGUCAGCCAGCCGCUGCUCACCUUCCCGCACCCCGUCUACUACUCGCACCCAGUGGUCUCCUCCGUGCCGCUGCUACGGCCGGUCUGA
Saimiri boliviensis boliviensis (Bolivian squirrel monkey) is the source of this 1086-nucleotide messenger RNA. It is a transcript of the gene HMX3, whose product is annotated as H6 family homeobox 3. Gene Ontology annotation, biological process: regulation of transcription by RNA polymerase II. Gene Ontology annotation, molecular function: RNA polymerase II transcription regulatory region sequence-specific DNA binding; DNA-binding transcription factor activity, RNA polymerase II-specific. Gene Ontology annotation, cellular component: nucleus. The record is from RefSeq and is a predicted model, not a curated record. Lineage: Eukaryota; Metazoa; Chordata; Mammalia; Primates; Cebidae.